AUGGAAUGGCUUGCCGGCACUGCGGGUCGGUGGUUGGGCGUGCCGCAGAGGCCGUCCGCUACAUCAGUGGCUCCUCUCGAGUUCAGGACAACCUUCGCGCAUAUGCCCAACGCGCCAUCCUUCCCAUGUGUACAGCACACGCCCCGGACACCUACAAAAAUCCCAACCAGUGGGCUUAAAACAAUCGCUCGUAUCGGAGACACGUUCUGUGAGAAGCGGCUCGGUUUAUCGACGAGGAUGUUCCUAUACGGGUUGCAGAAACUCCGAGCAGAGCGGUUGUCAUCCUACUGUGCCGGCCCCGGCCUUCCAAUCGUCCAUCUCCCUCCCGCUGUGCCGAAGACCAUAAUUGACGUUGCCCAAUGGGUCAAGCACUAUCCACUCUGCACUGUGGGACGCAUGAUGCAUAUGGCAUUCCCCGAAACGGCAUUAUAUCGUAUUGAAGAAUACACCGACAUCAUGCCGUCCGAACACGAACAUCUCCGGAUCAUGUUCUGGUCCAACAACCCCAACAAACGUCAGCCUUUAGACGUUCGAUCCUCCAGCGUUGCUGUCUUCGUGCAGCCGCCAUGGAUCGUGAGCAAUGAUAAUUUGGAAGAAUUUGCGUCUACUGUGCACAUACCAUCGAUUGAUAUCCAGAACGUGAGGCCGAUACGCCGACACAAACUUUGGACGAAGAUUUACGGAGUCUGUUUGACGACCGGCACGCAUUGGUUCGUCAUGACCACCUACUGGGGCUGGGUAUUCGGCGCAUUCUCUGAGCAGUACACGUCUGCCUGGGUAUCAGAUGUCAUUCGUUACGACGCUGAAGACCCGACCAUCGUGGAGUGCCUAUUCUUCUGGCUCGCGUGCGCCACUCUCAAGCAGCAGCCGCGAAACGCCUGGAGCAUCCCUCAGGUCUUGGAGCCUAUUCGUUUCAGCGACUUUGAACGCUUAAACUAUGGAGCAGACAACGACAUCGCCGACGACGAACGCAUGUCUGUGAGAGAUGAUUUGGAUGACGACGUGGAUAUACCCAUUGGCGACUGGGAUACCGACAGCAACGCCUCAGCUGAACGUGGUUCUGUUGCGGACGGCGCUGAAGACGACGACGACGAUACUCAUACUGUCAUGAUGGGCGCGUACGACGACGACGAGAACGAGGUUUCCCGUCGUCAGCCCGAAGAGCUCGCCACGGCGCGCAUCAAGAGAUGGGCUCCAACCAUCAGAGACCUACCAAGGCUCAAUAUCCGGACGGGCUCUCCCGCGCUGACGGAAUUCACAGACCUGACCAAGACGACGAAGUCGUCGAAUGUGUCAGUCGUCCGAGACUACGUCGACAGCGAUGCCUACCCUGGGACGGAGGAGCUCUUUAUCGGCGAUUACCUCGGCGGAAGCCCCGACUUUGACUAUGAGGGAAUGUCAGGGUAA
This is a messenger RNA of Epithele typhae, 1407 nucleotides long. RefSeq lists its product as uncharacterized. The transcript has 8 exons. The coding region runs from base 1 to 1407 and encodes 468 amino acids. The record is from RefSeq and is a predicted model, not a curated record. Lineage: Eukaryota; Fungi; Basidiomycota; Agaricomycetes; Polyporales; Epitheliaceae.